Molecule: messenger RNA, 1188 nt
Organism: Psylliodes chrysocephalus
Lineage: Eukaryota; Metazoa; Arthropoda; Insecta; Coleoptera; Chrysomelidae
Source: the annotation of a GenBank genome assembly
UAGGCCAAAGCCAGAACCACUGCAUCAUAGCCAUUUUCUUUGGCUUUUUCGGGGUGUAUCAAGCAGCACCAGCGGAACUAUCAGACUCAAAAUCAGCCAGAAUACUGAAGUUUGAUUAUGAUGACUCUGGAAAAGGUCCCUACAGAUAUGGAUUUGAAAGCAGCGACGGCAUAACCAAAGAAGAAUCUGGUGAAGUCCAUUAUGCCGGAACCAAACGGGAAUUCAUAAAAGUUACUGGCGUCUACUCCUACCCUGGCCCCGACGGUGUUAUGUACGAAGUACGGUACACCGCUGACGACCAAGGUUUUCAUCCGGAAGGCGAUCACAUCAAAGUACCACCAUUCGUACCAUGGGUGCAUCAUGAUGACGAAACCAACGAUAUCGAUGGACAAGUGCCAGACAGCGCGAAUUUCGAAUCAGGUCAAUAUAUAUCUGAAGUGGUUAGAACUACACCAAAGCCUGAGUAUUUACCUAGUACUACUACAUCAUAUUUACCCAGCACUCCCAGUAGUACUCCAAAACCGACGUAUACUUCAGGAGAGAAUAUUUUAGAAACGUUUAGACCGCAAGAAAAUUGUCUUCAAUGCAGUGGUGUUGAACAGGAGAGCAAUGGAUCUGCACCAGGUCCAAAUACUGUUUAUUUACCGUCAACUGUGGGACCAACAGUAGCCGAUGAUGCUUUAAAUCAUAAUUUAUUGAGUACACCUAGGCCGAAUCCUGAGAUACAUUUUCAUUCCACUGCAGAGCCGCAAAUACGUAAUUUCCGUGAUGUAAGUCCAACUACGCCGCAACAGAUGAUGUUGAUUAUCGGUCCUAUGGGUCUACAGAUGAUACCUGUGAUGAAAUAGAAUUGUAUUUUUGAAGAAUAAUUUUAUUGUAGUAUUGAAUACCAAGCAAUAAUCGUGAUUUUUAAAAUAGAUCGAGUACACGCAAUUUAAGAUAAAUUUAUACUUGUCAUGGACUGAAGAUAGUGCGUGUCGGAUUUCAUUCAUAAUAUGCCUGAAUCGUUUAUCAUGUUCAUCUACCAUCAUUAACAUUUAUGUCACAAUAAUUGAAAGUAUUUUAAUUGUCCGUAUACUAAUUUAUAAAUGUUAAUAACUGAUUUAUCGGCUGGAGUAUGUGUUUUCGGUUUGGAUUUUUUUUUAGAAAUAAAAUUAUCAAUCUUUGUCACAUGUAAUUAUAUGGUAA